AUGGAUCCUAAACAAUCUUUAGAAAUUUAUACAUUUAUUUCAACUCAUUUAAGAGAAUGUAAAUUAUAAAGAGAUAGAAAGAUUUAAAAAAAUAUUAAAUUAAAAUAUAAAUGUUUUUGUACUGAUUUUUUUAAAGAUGAUGAUACAUUUUAAAGUUUAGAAUAAAUGAAAUAAUUUGCAAAAGAAUUAAUUGGUUAGACAUUAGAAGAUGAAAUAAUUGAAAACUAAGAUAUUAAUUUAAUGUUAAUAUAUAUUUAUUUUUUGGUUUAAAUUAAGAAAGUUCCAACUUAAGCAAUAUAUGAAGUUAUUAGAUUAUCUAUGAUGUAAAAAGUAAAGAACUAUUUUUAUUAUAUUAGGAAUAAACAUUAAAAUAAUAGGCAAUAAUAAGAAAAUUGAAACAUGAUGCUCUUGAUAAAUUUUCUGAAUUAGUUAGAAAAAAUGAUUUAGUAAAUUAGAAAUUUGUUUUUAAAAAAGUAUAUUAAUAUGAAGAAUCUUUAAAUGUAUUAAAAAGUAAUCUUUAGACUAUUGUUAAAUAAGAAAAAGUAUUUAUAUUUAUAGUAUAUAUUUUAGGAUUUCUAUGCUUGUAUUCUAACCUAAGUUAUUGAUAUUGAUUAAAUAGUUAAUAUUGGUUUUAAACUUCUUGAUAAUAUUAAAGUACUUGAAAAGUAAUUACAAUUAUUAUAUAAAACUAAUCCAUAAAGUAAUGAAUGUGAUACAAUUUACAAUAUAUUUCACAAAUACAUUCAUUACAAUAAAUUAAGACCUAAAUUAUAUAGGAGAGAUGGUUAAAUGAUGUUACAAUUCUUAUAAUCAAGUGAAAAAAUAAUAUAUGAUCCUGGUAGUUGUGUAAUAUAAAUUACUUUGCUUUAACCUAGAGGAAAUGUUAUUAGAUAUACAAGAACUUUUUAAAAGGCUAUAGGAUAUUAAGAUGAAGAAAUAUAAGAUUAAAAUAUUAAUAGAUUUAUGCCAUAAAUUAUUGCAAAUGAUCAUGAUUUAUAUUUAGAUAACUUUGUUGAAAGAGGGAGAAUUAAUGUAGUUAGAAAUGCAGUUAGAGUUAUUUUAGGUAAAACAAAAUCUCAAUUUGUUGUACCUAUCAAUACAAGAUUGAGACUUGAAGCUAGUACUACUGAAUUUGGUGCUACUGCAUUAAUUACACCAGUAAAUUUUACAUAUGGAUAUAUGAUGUUAAAUGAAUAAGGAUAAAUUGAAGAAUUGACUAAGAAUUUAUUUGAUGAUGUAUUUGAGAAAUAUUUAGGAGUUGAACUUGAAUGUGUUAAAGGAUUAGAUUGUUUAAUUUUUAUGCCAGAAUUAGCUAAAAUUUGGGAUAGUUUAUUUAAUGAACAUUUUGAAAAACUUGAUAUUAGAUUAGAAUGUCAUUUAAUAUUACCUUAGUUAUGUAAAUAGAUCUCAAAAAGUUUAUAAAGUUCAAGAACUACAGUAUUAAGCAAAUCAUUAUUAUAAUAAAAUAUUAUUAGAUCACUUGAAAAUUAACCAUAAGAAAAUGUUAUAUUUUAAGUUUCAUUACAUCUUAUGAGUUUAACUACAAUCAAUUUAAGGUUAUAUUAUUUAUUUAUUAUUAGAUUAGUCAUUUUAGAAAUGCCAGAAUACAAACAAGUCUAAAAUUAAAAAGUUACUAGUAGAUAAUUAAUUUAAUUAAGAUAUAGAUCUUCAUAAUUAUUAAAUUUUUCAACUUAAAAUGAUGUAAUUACUUAGAAGGUUGAUCUAUUGGCUUCUGCUAAUGAUUUAUAAUUUUAAAGAGAAAUUAGUGAAUGUGAUUUAGAAUAUGAAAAUGUUAUUGAAGAAUUGAAAAUGGUUGGGGAUUUAAGAAAUUAAUUAGCAUAAAUUAAUAUGAUUAAUUCAGCUCAUAAUCAAAAGUCAUCUAAAAGACUUAUUUAAGACAGUGAGAAUUAUUUUGAAGAUAGAAUUAUUGAACUUAGACAUAAUAUAAAUAUAUCAGAAAAAAGUAAUGAUUUAAGUGAUAGUGAAUCUGAAUUCAAAUAAAGAAUAUAAGAAUAAAAUUUAUAAUAUAAUUCUGGGUCUGUAGGAAGUAGAUCUUCUUAAAAUAAUACUACAGCAUUAAAAAGAUAAAUGAAAGAUUGUUUAUCAGAUAAUAGAGGUUUAAGUAUUCAAACUAAAUUAUUUUUAUUUACUAUAUAUAUUUUAGUUAUUUUAGGAUAUUUUGUGAAUUAUUUGAUAUUAUAUUUUGAAUUUGAAAGCAUAAAUUAAGACUAAAAUUAUGAAAAUUUACCAUUUUAAUUUUCAUAUUUUUAUAAUGAAUUUGUUAUAACUUAAUCAUUUAUAAAUGAUGAUAAAUUCCAAUUUAAAAAUUUAAGUGAAGUAACAUUAGACUUUUUUGUAGAUCAUAUUAAAGAUAUUGAUUAAACAAUAACAAGAUUACCACAUAUUAAUAUGAUUAAUAAUUUAACAAUGAAAAGUAGAAUGAUAAUUAUUUUAUCAUAAUUAUCAAAAGUAUAAAGAAUGAAUGAAGAAAUAUUUUAUUCAGAUUUUGUGAAUAACACUGAUUAAUUUAAUAUUUAAUUAAAUCUAAUGAAGAAUUCUUAAUCCAUUACUUAAUCAAAUGAUCUAGGAAUAUAGUAAAUCUUAAUAUAUAUAUUUUUAGUGUUCUUAUUGAAGAAAUAGUAUUAAUAUUAUUUCUAACUCGAUAUAUAUAUCUAUGUUUAAAAAUAAUUUAAAUGAAAACAAAAAUAUAUAAAUUAUUUUGCACUUUCUCAAAAGAAGUCAUUUAAGAAUAAUUUCUACAAUAUAGUUCCUUAUACAAUUAAUUAAAUAAUACAAAAUUUAAGAAUCAUGAGACUGAUGAAGAAUAAUUUGAAACAACAAUGAUGCGUUAAUAUCAAAAAACAGUAACUUCUAAUAUGUUAGAUAAACAUAAUAAAGUUGGAAAAUAAAUCUCAUUUAAAUGUAAUUAUUAUUUUGAUAUAUUUAAAUAGAAACAAAUUCUGCUUAGAUUUUCUUCUUUUUAUUUAUCUUUAUUUAUGCAUUUAUGUGUUCUUUUUAUUUUAUAGGGAGUUAUAUUCUUUAGAAAGAAACUUUAUCAAAUGUUUAUACAAGAUAAAAUGAAAAAACUUAAUUUGAGAUUACUAAUAAUUAUCUAUCAUUAUCGUAUGCAUAAUAAGCUAUUUUAUUAAAUUAGACAAUUUAAAAAGAUGGAAUAGAUAGAUAAAAUAUUACUGUUGAAAUUUUAAAAUCACUUACAACCAAUCUCUCUUAAUUUUAAUAAAGUUCAAAUAGUGAUAUCUAUGAUAUUUUAUCUAGUAGCAUUUGUUAAUUGCUAUUUAAUUCUUAGUAUAAUAUUAUAUUCUAAUUUAAUUAGUUAGUAUAGCUAUUUAGAAUAUGCAAAUCUAUUUAGUUUUGAAUAAUGUUAAUCUUAUCCCAAUCUCGAGAAAGGUUUAACUCUUGUUGUAUAAGAAUUAUAUUCAAAUCAAUUUGAGUUUUUAUAAUUGCUCUAAAUUAAUAAUUAAUCUAUCUAUUCUUUUUAAGAAUUCAUUAAAAAUUCUUAAUCAUAAGUUUAGAGAUUAUAUGCUUAAUAUGGAUUUCAUGUUAUAGUUGAAAUCAUAACAAAUACAAUUAAAACAAUGGUUACUUCAACUCUUGUAAUAAAUUCAAUUAUGCUUGGAUUUGCAAGUAUUAUUAUGAGUUGUGCUUUAUUAAUAACAAUUAAAACAAUUUUAAAAGUUAAAGAUCAAUACAAACAAAGUAAAUAAUUACUUACACUAUUUCCAUUUGACAGACUAAUGGAAAAUGCAUAUGUUGUAAGUUUUAUUAGUUAAGACUUACAUUUUUCGGUUUGA
Paramecium primaurelia is the source of this 3812-nucleotide messenger RNA. The record is from the annotation of a GenBank genome assembly. Lineage: Eukaryota; Ciliophora; Oligohymenophorea; Peniculida; Parameciidae.